UUUUUUUGUAUUUUGUACAUGAGAUUCUUAUCGAUACGCAUGUCGAAAUGUGUAUAUAAAUGCGGAUUGCGUAUCUUUUUAUAUGUAUUCUGUGAUGUUCAAAAUGCGUCGAGAUCGUCCACCAAUCCCGAGCGUAAGCCACGCGGUCAGUGGCGUCCUCGAGCGGCCAUUGACGUCGGCUGUUAUGAUCGGCCAUGUUGCUCUCCCGCAUCGGUCACAGAUGGCUGUGUAAAAGUCAACAACCGGUUUCCGACGGGAAAGGUGGAAGUUACGAUCGGAGUAGUCGCGCUACCUCAUUGCUGUCGUUGAUUUCUGUGUGUUUUAUUUUUUUUUUUUUUAUUUUUUUCGUUGUGGAACAGCUGCACGCGAGUCGAAUAUCGCCGCCUCCUUCCGCAUCUGCCGCCCGUUGUCUCGUCGCCCAGUAACCGCCGGACGUGGAGAAACGGUCAUCGACGAUGAGCACGAACAACGGAUUCCUCUUCGCGUGUUCUAGAUGUUUCUCCCGACAUCCCUUUGAGGAUCUUUCGCCGGGGCAACAGUUGUGCAAGGAAUGUCGAGGAGCUUACCCAGUUGUAAAAUGCACAUAUUGCAGAUCCGAAUUCCAACAAACAGUGAAAGGUAACACUAGCACCAUAUGUAAAAAAUGUGAGCAAAAUGUUAAGUCAUAUGGGAAGCCAUCAGCUUGCGAAUAUUGCAAUACCAUCGCCGCGUUUAUCGGUAGCAAAUGCCAACGGUGUACAAAUUCAGAGAAACGUUAUGGACCACCGGUUACAUGUGAACAGUGCAAGCAAAAGUGUGCCUUUGAUAGACAAGAUGAGGAUAAAAAGGUAGACGGCAAGUUAUUAUGUUGGCUCUGUACACUGUCGUAUAAACGAGCGUUGGCAAAGACUAAACAAUCAGAUGCAGAAAGAAGAGCACAUCUAAAACUGGCUCAGCAACGGGCAGCGAAGCACAAAGAACAAAAAUUAAAAGGUCAUAAUAAAAGACCGCAUAGAGUCGACGUGACAAAAUUGCCGCCGCAAUCAGAGAGUGGCGACACAAACGGUCCCACUCCAGCAAAAGCAGCGCGCAUGGCUGGUGUACACGACCCCCAUGAUCCAAAUAGCUCGGAUCAUGUGGUAGCGGUGACUCAACUUAAAGAAAAAAUAGCACAUCUCCAAAAACUGAUUACGCAAAAGGAUAAUCAGUUACUGGCAAAAGACAAGCAAAUAACCGAACUGAAGGCAAAGAAUUUUACUUCCGAAACAGAACUACGUAAUAAGAUGAAAGCGUCGGAAAAAGAAUAUGAGGCAAAAAUCACUACAAUGCAGCACAAGAUAAGCACUUUACUGAAGGAAAUAGCGUCGUUAUCAAAAACAUCCAAACGAGCUGACCGGGUGACCGCUACUAAAACGGAAGCUGGGACCAACAGUGGGAGCGGAACAGACAGUCCCUUACCUUGAUAAGAGACUCUAUUAGCUGUGACAACAUGUUUGCCUCAUAUUUACGCCUCAAAUUGCUAAUGACGUUCAUACGACGCACAUUACGCAUAGUUUAAUUAUUUCCAUUGAUACAGUGAAAUUGUAUUAUUUUUCUAAUUAUAAAUAUAGGUAUGUAUAUUAUUCUCUUCAUCACAAAAGAAGGUAUUAGCAUCUCCGUCUGAAGGAGAUCGUGCAACUGUACAAUUUAUACAUCAUGAUUUAGAUAGAUUUCUCCUGUUUUAUCUUUUUGAUAAAAGCACCCAGGUUUAUGCGAUCACUUUGCCUGACAAGUGAAAAGCGUGAUUUUUUACGGGAGACUCGGAAGGGAGAAACUAGUGAGCCUCAAAUUGUACAUUAAUCAUUCUUAUUUUAUGUGUUAUGAGAAAACAAAAAAAACUUUUGAGAAGACUUUUGACCAGAUCUUGAAGCAAAUCGCUCUUGAAACAUAAUGCAUGAUGUAUUAGACAAAUACAUCUGUGUAUAUCUGUAUAUGGACAUCUAUUAUAAGAGACAACGUUGGCAUUUUAUUAUUUAUAAUGAUGAUGUAAACAUUGGUGAAUCAAGAUAUGGUAACUGUAGCGCAUUUACAAUAAAAUGUGAAACACCAGUCGU
Molecule: messenger RNA, 2072 nt
Organism: Pseudomyrmex gracilis
Lineage: Eukaryota; Metazoa; Arthropoda; Insecta; Hymenoptera; Formicidae
Product: protein FAM76A
Exons: 7
Coding region: 456-1442 (328 amino acids)
Source: RefSeq, a predicted model, not a curated record